Messenger RNA from Caenorhabditis briggsae, 1563 nucleotides. The record is from RefSeq and is a predicted model, not a curated record. Gene Ontology annotation, molecular function: L-ascorbic acid binding; procollagen-proline 4-dioxygenase activity; iron ion binding. Gene Ontology annotation, biological process: peptidyl-proline hydroxylation to 4-hydroxy-L-proline. NCBI's taxonomy places the organism in Eukaryota, Metazoa, Nematoda, Chromadorea, Rhabditida, Rhabditidae. Gene Ontology annotation, cellular component: endoplasmic reticulum. The transcript is spliced from 9 exons. The annotation marks the transcript as partial.
UUUCUUAACAUUUUUCUAGCUUAUUCCGAUGAAGUAAUAGAAUUUAAUGAAAAAAUUUGGGAAAAGUGUGGAAAGGAGUUGAGAGGAGACUCAGGGAAGGAUGUGAAUCUAGUAUGCUUUCGUUCCUCCAAACACCUUUUAAUUCAAAAAGUCGAAAUCCUGAGUCUCCGCCCAUUUAUCCUUCAAUACCAUAACAUGGUGCAUCGCCGACUAGCCAAAAGAUCGGUUCUAGAAGCCGAGGCACUGCAAUUAGAGCAAUUGAGAAUCUCCGGGAAAACCGAGACCCCUGAAAAGUCCCAAGUGCGCGCAGCAAACGGAACAUGGCUAAUCCACACGAAACGACCAAAUUUUGCAAAAAUAUUCUGGAAUUUACAAGUAAAUAUCAGAGCCCUGGAUCUAAGUACUGCAGAACCAUGGCAGAUAUUAAGCUAUAAUUCUGAAGGGUACUAUGCUCCACAUUACGAUUUUCUGAAUCCAGAAACAAAUAAGGUCUUGGUGGAGUCUCGUGGGAAUAGGAUUGCUACAGUGCUGGUGAUUUUGCAAAUAGCUAAAAAAGGAGGAACUACCGUAUUCCCAAAAAUCAAUAUCAACAUUCGACCGAAAAUUGGAGACGUUGUGGUUUGGCUGAACACUGUUCCAGAUGGAGAAUCCGAUUCACAGACUCUUCAUGCGGCGUGCCCAAUCAAGGAAGGGACAAAAAUAGGUGCUACACUCUGGGUUCAUGCCAAUGGUCAAGAGUUCUCCCUGCCUUACACAUCCAAUGGGAAAGAUAGUUUCGAGGGUGAGGAAUAUUGGUAUGAGCAAUACCUAGAUCUUUGUGAUAACGUGGCGAAGGAUACCACCUGGCAGUGGAGAAGAGCAGUAUGCUUUGAGUAUCUAAUCAGUUUUCAAGCCGUCAAAGUGGAAGUUAUUUCUUGGAGCCCGGGACUUGUCAUUUAUAGAGACAUGUUCACCAAAAAACAGGUUCUUGAUUAUAUAGAAAUUAUGAAACACCAAGAUUUUGAAGAGCAGCAAGUGGUGAACGAUGAUGGCACGGAAUACUACUCUAAGUACCGAAAAGCUAAUGGAACUCAAAUCAUAGCUCCGGACUUCCCAGCGGCUUUAUCAAUUUGGAAAACUGUCAAAAUUUUGAUACCAACUUUGAAUAUUGAAAGCUCGGAGGAUAUUGUGGCCCUCUCCUACAUCCGUGGUGGUCACUAUGCCGCCCACCAUGACUUCUUGGAGUACCCUUCUGAAAAAGAAUGGGAUGGCUGGAUGAAAGACUACGGUAAUCGCUUCGGAACCCUAAUUAUGGCUUUUGAAACAGCGGAGUUGGGCGGGGCGACUAUUUUCCCAUCACUGAACGCCGCAAUACGACCAAACACAGGAGACGCAUUUUUCUGGUUCAACGCGAUGGGAAAUACUAAACAGGAGGACCUUUCUGAUCAUGGCGGCUGCCCAAUCUACGAAGGCAAGAAAAGUAUCUCUACAAUUUGGUUCAGAAUGAAGAACCAGCCGAUUCUUACGAAACUUUUGAACCCAGGGCACAUUUCUGCAAGAUGGCUCAUUCCCGAUCAUUUUUAA